ACACAGCAGAAGGAUCCGGAUAUGACGUCUAGGAUAUUGCGUAUUGGUGACGUUCAAAAUGGCGGCGUUCGCGUCCUUGAUGCUCAAGUCCAGAGCAGGUGUGCUGGUUUCCAGUCAGAACUGUCUGCUGGACUCUUUGAGGUUUGCUUCUAAGAAGGCCGGAGGCAGCAGCAAAAACCUCGGAGGGAAGAGUCCUGGUCGGAGGUUUGGUUUUAAGAAAUUGGACGGUGAGUUUGUCCAUGCUGGGAACAUCCUUGCAACACAGAGGAAGAUGAGGUAUCACCCCGGAGCACAUGUUGGCAUGGGAACCAACAAUACCAUAUUUGCACUGGAGGAUGGCUUGGUCAGGUUCACCAAAGAGGUCUACAUCCCCCCUCCCCGAACCGCUGAGGUCACCAGAGUCAUCACCAAGCUGCCCAAAGGAGCCGUGCUCUACAAGACCUUCAUCAACGUGCUGCCAGUGAAACAGGAGGGGAAAUUUAAACUGGUGGACCUGGUCUGAAGAGUGUGAGCUCAGUGACGACUCAUUCACAGAACAAUAACAGGAAGUCAAUGGACUGGAUAGACUCUGAUUGGCUGUCUGUUUCUGCUUAUACUGACCGUCCCGCUCUGACUCCCUCUGGAACUGAACAGAAAGAACAAACCUCCCUGAAGAACUAACUUUUAAACACAUACUGUUGUAUUCAGAGCUGAUUCUCAUUGAAAAAGAGGUUUUUCUGUCAGCAGCGUAUUUAUUACAGCUCCAGAAUAAUUGCAGAUGAGACAGAUUAGAGAGAUGUGGCAUUUAAUUCAGAUUUCUCUCCAUGUUAAGGUCAUUUCUGAGCCUUGGAUUAGUGGUAAUAAAAUAUUCUAUGUAAAA
Molecule: messenger RNA, 859 nt
Organism: Cyprinodon tularosa
Lineage: Eukaryota; Metazoa; Chordata; Actinopteri; Cyprinodontiformes; Cyprinodontidae
Gene: mrpl27
Product: mitochondrial ribosomal protein L27
Exons: 4
Coding region: 59-502 (147 amino acids)
Biological process (GO): translation
Cellular component (GO): mitochondrial large ribosomal subunit; ribosome
Molecular function (GO): structural constituent of ribosome
Source: RefSeq, a predicted model, not a curated record